AUGGCCCGUAAGGCACCGGAGAAAUCCAACUUUGUUCAUACUUGCAAUCUGUUGAGUCAAUUUAUCAAGGAGAAAGGUAGUUUCAGAGAUUUGAAUUUUGAAAUUGGUGAUAAAGUGGAGAGCCUUGAAUCCAUAGUGAAAGCGGACAAAUCUCAAGUUGCAGGGUCUACAAAAACGAAAUUCAUGAACAAUAUCGAAAAAUCAGUUCAACCAUCGACUGAACAAUAUAUGUCGAUAGAGCCCGUUCCUCGCCGAAGCAUGCCGAGUUCUUCGAGUAAUUUACACGAUGCCUCGAAUAAGGCUGCUACAAGAAAGGCUGCAACACUGGAGUCCAAGAAUGCCCAGUUGACUAUCUUUUAUGCUGGUAAAGUUUUGGUAUUUGAUGAUUAUCCAGCUGAGAAAGUUACAGAACUUGCGGAAUUUGCUAGCAAGGAAAGCUCUAAGGAAUUUCACGGCAUAUUGUCCAACCGCGUUAAAGAAAAACUAAACCCGAGUAACGCCGUGGCAUCGACCGCUACUGCACGAGAACGACUUCCUCCAAGACCCGAUGCAGCCUCUUCUCGUAAGGCUAAACGUGCUUUGCCCGAUCCCGGCAAAGUGGCACAGGAAAGGCUUACGCUCCGACCCGAAGCUAGUGGUUCUCACAAGGCUAGAGGCAUUUUGCUGAAUUCAAACACAGAGAAAACGAACAAUGGUGGUGCUGUAGCCUCUUGCUCUAGACCAGAAGAAAGGAUUUCACCACAAGUUGAAGCCAGUGGUUCUGAUUUGCCAAUUGCAAGAAGAUCAUCACUUCAUCGUUUCCUUGAAAAGAGAAAAGAUAGGACUGUAAGAGAGCAAAACCAAUUUCAAGAGCUGCAGCCUGAAUAUUCAUCCAAGCCUGAUGAGCAGCUUGAGCUCAAAUUAUAG
Fraxinus pennsylvanica is the source of this 906-nucleotide messenger RNA. The record is from the annotation of a GenBank genome assembly. NCBI's taxonomy places the organism in Eukaryota, Viridiplantae, Streptophyta, Magnoliopsida, Lamiales, Oleaceae.